AUGGGCUGUUUGUUGAGAAGUGAUGAGAUGUCACUAUGUGAUGUGUAUCUGCAGCCGGAAGCUGCUUUUGACAUCGUGUCUCGGUUUGGUGAGAUGGGCUGCUUGCAAUUUUUGGAUAUUAAUCCAGACGCCAAGCUUUAUGAGAGAAACUAUGUUUCGGAAGUUUGUCGCUGUGCCGAGAUGGAGCGUCAACUUCGUUACAUUGAAUCAGAAAUGAAAAAGGACGAUAUAACAAUCCCUGAUCUUAAUCAAGAACCUGCCGCGUUACAACCUCAUGAAAUGUCUCAAUUCGAGUUCACGAAGAAAGACUUGGGCAGCUUCCAAACCCAGAAGCCACGCCCC
This is a messenger RNA of Iphiclides podalirius (scarce swallowtail), 342 nucleotides long. The record is from the annotation of a GenBank genome assembly. NCBI's taxonomy places the organism in Eukaryota, Metazoa, Arthropoda, Insecta, Lepidoptera, Papilionidae.